Messenger RNA from Hibiscus syriacus, 1157 nucleotides. Its product is annotated as RHOMBOID-like protein 10, chloroplastic. Gene Ontology annotation, molecular function: serine-type endopeptidase activity. Gene Ontology annotation, cellular component: chloroplast membrane. The coding region runs from base 84 to 1079 and encodes 331 amino acids. Lineage: Eukaryota; Viridiplantae; Streptophyta; Magnoliopsida; Malvales; Malvaceae. The record is from RefSeq and is a predicted model, not a curated record. The transcript has 9 exons.
CUCAGAGCCAGACAUUUGGAUUACUUGAAGAGCAGUUCAGUUUCGGCAAGACACCGGUUCGGUCCUUUCUGGGUGUUGGAUUGAUGGGUUCAGCCGUGCCUCAGCCGUUCCAUUUCCAGUGGGGUUUAUCAUCGAGAGUAGAAUCCACUCACGUCAUCACCACGGCAGCUUGUCUCCGCCUCAGCCACCAGCUCCGCUUAGGGUUCCACCUCUGCUCCUCCUUCAAGAAACUCUGCCAUCUGUGUAAUGUGCCUAGUUUGAAGGAUGUAUGGUCCGAAACAACUUCCAACUUCAUGGGAACUUACAAUUUUCAAUUUGCAAAUGAUGUUGUCCCUUCAUGUUCAUCAUUCGUAUGUUUCUUUAAUGGGGAAGAACAAAGAAAGGGUUUUGGAAAUGAGGGUAAUAGUGGAUCAUCCAAAAUGGAAACUUCCAGGAGAAAUUCAUUUAACAAAAGGAACUGGACCAACAUCCUUUUAGCUAUCAAUAUCUUAAUGUAUGUUGCACAACUGGCAACACAAGGGAAGCUGUUGCUUUGGGGAGCUAAGAUUAAUAAUCUUAUUGACAAAGGGCAGCUUUGGAGGCUGGCUACAUCUUCUCUUUUGCAUGCAAAUUUGGGGCACCUUAUGGUCAAUUGUUAUUCUUUGAAUUCUAUUGGCCCGACUGUGGAGAAUUUAAGUGGUCCGAGGAGAUUUCUUGCAGUUUACCUGACAUCUGCAAUUUCAAGUGCCGCUACGAGUUACUGGUUUUGCAAAGCGCCUGCAGUUGGUGCAUCUGGCGCAAUCUUUGGAUUAGUUGGUUCUGUUGCUGUGUUUGUCAUGAGGCAUAGAGGCAUGAUCAGAGAUGCCAAAGAAGAUCUGCAGCAAAUAGCACAAGUUAUUUUCUUAAACAUGGUUAUCGGGUUAAUGUCGAGAGGCAUCGAUAAUUGGGGACAUCUAGGAGGCUUGGUUGGAGGAGCAGCAAUGUCCUGGCUUGUAGGGCCUGCAUGGAAGUAUGAAUCCAUGACCAGCCAUGGCCGGAGAAUUUUCACAGACAAAGCACCACUUUCUUACCUUACUGACAGAAAACGGAAACCUCGAUAAAUCAGUGUAAGCAAGUACUGAAAAUUGUGACAGUGUGUUCUUGGCCGUUAAGGCUACGGUUUAAAUUGAUUGUAGACA